Penicillium roqueforti is the source of this 1725-nucleotide messenger RNA. RefSeq names its product putative 1,3-beta glucanase. The transcript has 3 exons. The coding region runs from base 1 to 1725 and encodes 574 amino acids. The record is from RefSeq and is a predicted model, not a curated record. NCBI's taxonomy places the organism in Eukaryota, Fungi, Ascomycota, Eurotiomycetes, Eurotiales, Aspergillaceae.
AUGGGAAUGAUACAAACCGAGUCUCCCUACUUCCAGCCAUUGCCUGCUGCACCCUUGCCAUUUACGCCUGGUCUAUUCCCCGGAGACCCUGAUUUCACAAACUGCACCUCAUCCUCCAAGACUUGUGGCUUCUCAUGGAGUAUGCGGAUUUUGGACUCUUCAACCGUUUAUCUCCUUGGCGCAGGAUUCUACAGUUGGUUCUCGGACUAUUCGCAGAAAUGUGUCGAUGAAGACCUUUGCCAAGACCGUGGGUUCCAAAUCGAGGAGAGCUAUGAUACAUGGAUCUACAAUUUGGUCACCAAGGCAAUUUCCGAGAUGGUGAGCCCGACGGGUGAAACCCCAACUUAUGCUAAGGACAACAAGAAUGGAUUUUUAUCCUCUUUACUUGCUUGGAUCCGAGGCUCGAAGGUGGUGAUUGGUGGUCGCGACCUCCCAGGCUUUUAUGUCUGGGACGCUAAUACUGACGCGGAUUUGAUGACUGGCCUGCCUGAUUCCUGCAAAACCUCACUCACCCAAUUAGUCGGAUGUGAUUCGUACGCGCGGCUGUUUUUGGCUGAGAGUUAUCGGGGAUCAUUGGGUAAUGACACUCUCACAGAAUCAGUCUGUGAUGAAAGUUGCGGCGUCUCAUUGAAGCGCUGGUUUGAUAAUGUUGCUUCUGACUGCAAGGGAUACAAUGUUUCUGAUUCCGCUGCCACCAAAUAUGGUGGACAGAUCUGGUCUGGCUGGAACGAAACCUGUCUCAAAGAUACCAGAACGGGAGAAUACUGCAAUGAUUUGAUAUCCGAAUAUCCAGCCGUUGACUUCCUAGAUGACAUGCCGGAAUCGGAAAUCUGCUCAUUCUGCUUUGUCGAGAGGCUGGGAAUUAUGCAGCGGUCGUCAUACUCCUUCUAUGAUGAAGGGUUCCAGGAUCAGUUGGGUACCGUCAAUGCUAAAUGUGGACUGUCUGUUCCGACAGCCAAGCCCCCAUCGCUAGAUGCACCCCCUGAGUUUCUACCUGACCCAAUCUGCAUCUCGAAUCAAACGUAUCAGACAGUCUCCGGUGACACAUGUGACUCUAUCGCUUUGAGAUACAAUGUUUCAUCUGCUUCCCUGGUCAUGGCGAACAAUCGCCAGCUCAUGGUCUGCAACGACUUGACUGCAGAGAUGGAUCUUUGCAUACCAAGCAGCUGUGCAUCCACAUACACCCUCAAGAGCAACGACACCUGUACAUCCAUCGAAUCGUCGGGCCUUCGCCAGCGUGGUGAUGUGAGGAAAUACAACUCAUGGGUUGAAUGGGACUGCUCCAAUCUUCAAACAUCAACUGACUUCUGGGGCCACAUAAUUUGCCUCGGCGUUCAAGGAGGUACAUACACUGCUACUGCCUCGAUUCCGGGAGUUACUCUAGCCCCCGAAGAGAGCACAGGAUAUUCAAAUUCACGCGUCGCGCCCCCGGCCAAUGCUACUGCCGCUGAAGGUACAACCUUGAAGUGUGGCAAGUGGCGCGUUGCUGUGAAGGGAGAGACUUGUGCACAGAUCUGCCUGCAAGAAUCAAUCACCUCAAGUCUAUUUGUCGGAGUGAACCCGUCUCUCGCAAGUUCGAAUUGUUCCGACGGUUUAAUCGUUGGAAAUGCAUACUGUGUCGGCCCUAAUCCGGGAUGGUCGUUCUCUAAUUCGACUACUUCCUUAAGCACCCAAGGAAGGACUCCAGGGAGCAGCUCAAUGCCAGUUUCCGCAGCUAUUCUUUGA